AUAGAAACCUUGUGAAGUCAGCUGAACUUUGACCAGGGAACCAGUGAGAACCAGCAGCCCUUAUAAAAUUCAUUUUGUAAAAAAGCUUGAGCUCUGGUGUGUGUUUCCGUUUUGCAAGCUGGUGCAGUGAACAUUAUGAGUGGUAGAGACGUUCUAGUUCUUUUUGAUGUGGAUGGCACCCUCACGCCCUCGAGGUUGGUCAUCAAACCCGAUAUGAAAGAGUUCAUUCUUAAACUCAAAGAGAUUUGUGUGAUUGGAGUCGUUGGAGGCUCUGACUUUGUCAAGAUGGAGGAGCAAAUGGGAGGAGAGGGUUUCACACAGAUGUACGACUAUGUGUUCUCAGAGAAUGGCCUAGUUGCAUUCAAAGAUGGCAAAGAGUUCAGCCGCAUGAGUAUCAAGAAGAAACUCGGUGAAGAAAAAGUAAAGAAAUUUGUCAAUUUUUGUCUCCGCUAUACAGCCGAUCUGGACAUUCCCAAGAAACGUGGCACAUUCAUUGAGUUCAGAGAUGGUCUCAUCAAUGUUUGCCCCGUCGGUCGAAAUUGCACUCAGGAGGAACGAAUGGAGUUCUUCGAAUACGACAAGACGCACAAAAUUCGUGAAACAUUUGUUGAAGCCUGCAAGCAAGAAUUCCCUGAUAUGGGUCUCCAGUUCUCCAUUGGUGGGCAGAUAAGCUUUGAUGUGUUUCCUACCGGCUGGGAUAAGACCUUCUGCCUGGGUCUCAUGGAUUUGACCCAAUUCAAAGAAAUACACUUUUUUGGAGACAAAACGAUGCCUGGAGGAAACGAUUACGAGAUCUACGAGGACCCUCGCACGAUUGGGCACAGGACCACCUCCCCUGAGGACACCAAACAACAGCUGAAGGAACUCUUCUACAAAAACUGAAUUAUCAUUAUAUUAAGUAUGGACUGUUUCAUCUGACUAGUAUUAACUAUAAAGUGUUGUUAUUGAUAUGAUUUAUAGUGUUCACUGCAGUACAUUAA
Molecule: messenger RNA, 980 nt
Organism: Halichondria panicea
Lineage: Eukaryota; Metazoa; Porifera; Demospongiae; Suberitida; Halichondriidae
Exons: 1
Coding region: 136-882 (248 amino acids)
Biological process (GO): GDP-mannose biosynthetic process; protein N-linked glycosylation; mannose metabolic process
Cellular component (GO): cytosol
Molecular function (GO): phosphomannomutase activity
Source: RefSeq, a predicted model, not a curated record